ACGCUUUAAAACAUUUAUCAUAUGAAUUUCGCCGAGGUUACGUUUUUUGACCAAUCAUCGUACUCCCUUUAAUGGACUUGCGCGUUUUAAAUUGGACAAUUCGCACGACGACAAUGACGACGACGAUAAUACAAUGAGAUUUAAAAUAUCUGCUCAAAGUAGUAAUGGUCACAAAAAUUUAGUUACAUGUGUAGCUUGGAGUUCAGCAGAGGAAAUAUUUUCCUGCGGAGAGGAUCAUUUACUAAUAUGCUGGUAUUUAGAAAGUGGAAAUGCACAUUCAACUGUUAUCACAGAAUUUCCAUCGGAUUUCUUUCCUACUUCAAUGCAAUGGCAUCCACGUCCUAAUCAUUUAAUAACAGCCAGUAAAAAGCAAUCGUUAGAUAUACUUUUGAUCACUACAGCAGACGGAAGAUUUCAUUUAGUUAAUAAAAAUGGUCGUAUUGAAAAAAGUAUCGAAGCUCAUAAAGGUGCUGCUACAAUUGGCAAAUGGAGUACAGAUGGUUCAGUAUUGCUUACAGCUGGAGAGGAUGGUCUAAUAAAAGUUUGGUCACGUAGCGGUAUGCUUCGUUCUGUAAUAGUCAGAGGCAAUACAUCUAUUUUAACAUCAGACUGGAGUCCAGACUGUUCUAAAAUAUUAUAUUCACAGGGAGGAUAUUUAUUUUUCCAAUCGCUCAAUUCCAAUUCUAAACCUUAUAAGUGGCAUGCUCAUGAAGGCCUUGUCUUGACUGUUUGCUGGAAUCAUAAUCAUGGAUUCAUUAUUUCUGGUGGAGAAGAUUGUCGAUAUAAAGUUUGGGAUUAUAAUGGUAGUCUAAUUUAUAAUAGUAGUCCUGGUGAUCAUCCUAUUACAGCAGUUAGUUGGUGCAACUCGGGCGAUUAUUUUGCUAUUGGAUCUUUUAACAUAAUUAAACUUUGUGAUAAAACUGGGUGGUCUCAUUCUUUAGAAAAAAUUAAUGCUGGGAGUGUAUACAGUAUAGCAUGGUCUAGCGACAGUACUCAGGUAGCUAUAACUUGUGGAAAUAAUGUUUUAACUGGCCAUGUUAUAGGCAAAAGACUCGAAUGGAAUAAUUAUGAAGCUACCUUAAUUAAAAGGAAAGUAUUAGAAAUUAGAGAAGUUGGUAAUGAAGUUCAUGAAAUUAUAGAAAUAUCAGAUCGUGUAGUUCUAUUGGCAUUUGGUUUUGAUCAUUUAAUUGUGAUUACUCCAGGUCAAUGUCACAUUUAUUCUGUUACAAAUUGGAAUACACCUGCAAUAUUUGACUUAAAAAGUAGCUCUGUAUCAGCAGUCAUUCUUGCAAAUAAACAUUUUUUAUUAGUGGAAUGGAACUCUAUAACGUUGUACAAUUAUCAAGGUCGUUUAUUAGGUGUCCCUAAAUGGAAGGGUAUGACACAAGAACCUCUUUAUCCACCUUGUAUAUCUUUAUGCUUUGAUACUCUUGUUGUUAGAGAUCAGAAAAAUGAAAAAUUACUACAUGUUUUAGAAAUAUCAUAUAACAAGCCAAUUGUUGAAAGUCAAUCGCAUUCUCAUCCUCAGAAUAUUACUCAAUUGGCAUUAAACCAUAUUGGAAAUACCAGUGAUCGACAAUUAGCACUUAUUGAUAUUACUAAAGAUUUAUAUUUAAUUUCCAUAAGAGCAACAGGUUAUGGGCGUGCAUGUAAAAUAGCUGCUAUGGCACAAAAUGUUAUAUGGGCUAUCGAUGCAAAUGUAUUAGCAGCAAUGUUAGAUGCUACUUUAUCUGUAUGGUUGUGUCCUAAUUGUGUACAUUAUAGUGAUCGCAAAAUUAUACGACGUACUAGGAUCGAUAAAGAGAGCAGUGAAUUUGGUAAACAACCAACUAUUGUCAGCGUUUACAAUGGUAUGGUCAAUGUAAGGCGUGGAGAUGGUGCUUUAGUUUCAUCCCAAUUUUAUACUUUUUUCACUAGCUUGCACCAGCUUAUAUUACAGAAAAAAUGGAAAGAAUCUCUUUCACUCUGUCGCAUUGCUCAGAAUGAGAUAUUAUGGACGUGCAUGGCUAUUAUGGCAACAGAUAAUAAAGAAUUGAACGUUGCAGAAGAAGCAUAUGCAGCUAUUAAAAGAUAUGAUAAAGUUGAUUAUAUUCGACAUAUCAAGAAUUUACCUAAGAUAACAGAAAGAUAUGCAGAAAUGGCAUUAUUAUCUGGUGAUUUGUUAGCAGCCGAAGGUAUACUUUUACAAAAUGGAUUAAUUGAAGAAGCCAUUACAUUAAACAUAAAAGUUUACAAUUGGAAUAGAGCACUUGAACUUGCUAUAAGGCAUAAGAAACAAAUGGAUGAAGUUUUAAAUGCAAGAAGAGAUUAUUUAAAAACAUUAAAAAAGGAAGAAACAAAUUCAAGUUAUUUAGCUGCAAUGAAUAAUAUAUCUUCAUCUUUGAUACAACAGGUUGUUAUUGAUACUAAAGCAUCAUCGUCAAUAGAGUGAAAUUAUUUGAUGAUAUUAUUAAAAUAUGUAAUAAAAUAGAAAUGUUUUAAAAAUUUCUAUCGUCAUUCUUAUAAAUUAAUUUUCCAAUAAAUCACUAUAUAUCGAUAUUAAAUCAUUACAACUGUAAUUACAUUUGAUUUUAUCUACAUUGAAUUGUAUAUUUCGGGAUAGAAGAUGCGCAAGCGUUUGUGUAUAUGUAUGUAUGUGUAUUAGUGAAAUGAUUGCGACAGGUGGUCGCAUCCGGUAUAGACGCUACAGUGGUAAAGAAUUUUCUGUCUACGUAUUAAAUCUAUAACGACGAAGAGUGCAUCAAAGUUAUACGGAACAUUUUCCAAAGGUCAAUGAACCUUAAAUGACGAUAUUUUAAUCGAUAUUCACUAACUAUAAUUAAAA
This is a messenger RNA of Vespa mandarinia (Asian giant hornet), 2824 nucleotides long. RefSeq names its product intraflagellar transport protein Oseg5 (gene Oseg5). Gene Ontology annotation, molecular function: protein binding. Gene Ontology annotation, cellular component: intraciliary transport particle B; cilium. Gene Ontology annotation, biological process: cilium assembly. The record is from RefSeq and is a predicted model, not a curated record. Lineage: Eukaryota; Metazoa; Arthropoda; Insecta; Hymenoptera; Vespidae.